Penicillium oxalicum is the source of this 1572-nucleotide messenger RNA. It is a transcript of the gene pdiA, whose product is annotated as protein disulfide isomerase PDI1. The transcript has 2 exons. Gene Ontology annotation, biological process: response to endoplasmic reticulum stress; protein folding. Gene Ontology annotation, cellular component: endoplasmic reticulum. Lineage: Eukaryota; Fungi; Ascomycota; Eurotiomycetes; Eurotiales; Aspergillaceae. The record is from RefSeq and is a predicted model, not a curated record. Bases 1 to 1572 code for a protein of 523 amino acids. Gene Ontology annotation, molecular function: protein disulfide isomerase activity.
AUGCGAUCCUUCACACCCCUUCUGCUCAGCCUUUUGGGCGCCUCAGCGGCCGUUUCGGCCUCAGAGCCUGCCGCCGCCGCCGAGGCCGCGGCGGACUCCAACGUCCACGUCUUGACCGCUGAGAACUUCAAUGACUUUGUCAAGGAGCACGAGCUGGUUCUCGCUGAAUUCUACGCCCCCUGGUGCGGUCACUGCAAGGCCCUCGCCCCCAAGUACGAGGAGGCCGCCACCGAGCUGAAGAGCAAGAACAUCCCCCUGGCUAAGAUCGAUUGUACCGCCGAGGAGGAGCUUUGCCGCACCUACGAGGUCGACGGUUACCCAACCCUCAAGGUCUUCCGUGGCCCCGACUCCCACAAGCCCUACUCUGGUGCCCGCCAGACUGACUCGAUCGUCUCUUACAUGACCAAGCAGUCGAUGCCCGCCAUCUCCAUGUUGACCGAGGAGACCCUGGAGGACUUCAAGACCAUGGACAAGAUUGUCAUCGUUGGUUACCUCGGUGCCGAUGACAAGGCCACCAACAAGAGCUUCACCACCUUUGCCGAGUCUCAGCGCGACAACUACCUCUUCGGUGCCUCCAACGACGCCGCCUUGGCCAAGGCUGAGGGUGUCAAGCAGCCCUCCAUCGUUCUCUACAAGGACUUUGACGAGAAGAAGGCCGUCUACGAUGGCAAGCAGGAUCUCGAGUCCAUCCUCUCCUGGGUCACCAUCGCCAGCACUCCCCUCGUUGGCGAGCUCGGCCCCGAGACCUACUCUAAGUACAUGGCCGCCGGUAUCCCCCUUGCCUACAUCUUCGCCGAGACCGCCGAGGAGCGUGAGAAGUACGCCGAGGAGUUCCGCCCCAUUGCGGAGAAGCACCGCGGGGAGAUCAACAUUGUGACUCUCGACGCCAAGGCUUUCGGUGCCCACGCCGGCAACCUGAACCUCGAGCCCGAGAAGUUCCCCGCCUUUGCCAUCCAGGAGACCGACAAGAACGCCAAGUACCCCUACGACCAGACCAAGAAGAUCGAUGCCAAGGAGAUUGGCAAGUUCAUCAAGGACGUCCUGGCCGGCAAGGUUGACCCCAGCAUCAAGUCAGAGCCCAUCCCCGAGGGCAAGGACGGCUCCGUCACCAUCAUCGUGGGCAAGAACUACGAGGAGGUGGUCAUGGACAACGACAAGGACGUUCUCGUCGAGUUCUACGCCCCCUGGUGCGGUCACUGCAAGGCUCUGGCCCCCAAGUAUGAGGAGCUCGCUGCCCUGUACGUCAACAACGACGAGCUCAAGGACAAGGUCGUUGUGGCCAAGGUGGACGCCACCGCCAACGAUGUCCCCGACUCCAUCACCGGCUUCCCCACCAUCAAGCUCUUCCCUGCUGGCAAGAAGGAGGAGGCUGUUGAGUACGCCGGUGACCGCACCGUCGAGGACCUGGUCAAGUUCAUCAAGGAGAACGGCAAGUACCAGGCUGACGGUCUCGCCGGUGGUAAGAAGGCGUCCGAGGGUGGCGAUGUCACUGCCGCUCCCUCGGCCACCGCCACUGAGGCCGCCGAGACUCCCGCGGCUGUCGAGGACAUGGAUGUUCACGAUGAGCUGUAA